AUGAAGCCUGGCUGCCUGUGCCCUGCCCCUGUCAUCAUCACGGCCGCCACACCUGCACUCGCAUGUUUCUCUGAAAGCGGGACGAGAAACGGCUCUGCAGCACUCAGAUCAUUCGGAUCCUUGCGGCUCCGCCAUGGCGCAGAAAGGAUUCAAAUGAAGGACAACCACCAAGGCUUGAUAGAAGCCUUUCCAAGCUCCCUAUCCCACCCUAGCAAAAGCUCUCGCCUCAGCUUAUCAUCACCCACCCGUCCCUCGCUUGCUCUUUGCCAGAACACGCACGAGUCUCUCUCAGCCACUCGCUUUCUGCACCUAUCCAAGACGACGACGCAGACACACACCUGCACCCAAUCUGAGACCAUGGUUGCAACACCCCUCAUCUAUCUCGGCGCUGCUGUCGCUCUGGCAGGUUAUGUCUCUGCCUCUACCUUUGACAGAGAGCUUGCCGUCCGCACUUUCCGAUUUCCUGAUGCUGUUCCCAUGGACAAGCGUCAGGCUUCUGGUGGUCAGUAUCAAUGUCACGCUGACUGCGGCGGCACUAUCAACGGUGCUAAAGACGGUGACCACUGCAGCGACAAUGCCUGGCGGGACCUCCUCGAUACCUGCCUUAUCUGCGUCGAUACUUACCCUAUCUGGCAGUAUUAUGGAGAGAGUGUCUCCGAAGCUGCUGCGGCCUGCGGCUUAACGGUUGAGCCUGGAACUCCCGCCAGGCCCUCUGAGGGCGGAGAAGAAGAGGAGGAGACUCCUGAGCCUUCUGCCGAGCCGGAGCCCACUUCCCCACCCACCGCUGCACCUGAAGCCUCCUCUGAGCCUGAACCCACCCCCUCUACUUUGUCAGAAGACGCCGAGCGAACAGUUGCUCCCACUCGCGCUAGCAAUGAGACCCUGUCUGAGCCCUCCCACAUUGGGACCAACGCCGGUGUUCGUCUCUCUGGUACCGGCUCGGUCGUUGGACUUUCGCUCUUCCAUCCCGACCCAUGCUCGGAAUCCGAGUGUGUCCUGCUUGCUCGGUGUCUGUCGAGCACCGUGACCCAUUCAAGCGAGAUUCUUAGUAACCAGUGGAUGCUGCCAGUUGCAUCAUCGUGCCACGGUUGUCACCUCAUGGGCCUGAAUACUCAACCACGUCCCCUUGCUCCGAAGAAAAGCAACCCAUUGUACCCCCAUAUACAAGUCAGGGAUGCGAUAGCUUUCGCCUUUUCACCAUCCGCUCACACACAAGCUCAAAAUUUCACCUCCGACGCCCUCCUUAAUAGGCCAAGUCUGAAGUCUCGAUGUUUCAGCCAGACCAGGCACGAGCCUCAGGGGCUCAAAGACUCAAAGAAAUCCAACUCGCGAGUGCAAGCCUUCGUUUCCGCCCAUUUGAGGAUUGAAAGCCGAAGUACAGCUGAAACUACCACCGAGCACAGACGUAAUGGUUCAGAGGAAUCAUACCGAACAGAGCCCAAUAACGAUGUCUCAAGCAUCGUUAAAGAAAAUCAUCAUCCUCAACAACUACGCCAGAUCCGUCUGUAUCUCUACGAUGCGGAUGCCGAAGAGAGUGCAUGGACCAACGAACCCAAAGACCCAUACGAUACUAUCCCUUCACUAGGGCUAGUGAGAAUCAUGCUGCUCGACUACAUCGUGGACAACGAGUUGCCCUUCCCGAUGCUCUUCAACAUCACCCCGUUCACGAACGGGGCAUGCAACCGACUGUUCAAGGUGGAGUUCCCCGAGGGCAAGGAGAUGCCCGAAGGUCUCCCCAGGGUGAUGAUUCUCCGGUUCACAGCGCCUAUAGACCCCUUUUAUCAGACCGAGUCGGAGGUGUCAACCAUGUGGUGGCUCGCGAGUAAGGGGGGAGUACCGGUACCGCAGGUCUUCUACUUCGACUCGACGGCAAAGAACGCGACCAACUUGGAAUGGACCCUCAUGGAGUACGUCGAGGGAGAUACCCUUCGGGACCUCACGGAGAAAAUGAAUCCUCCUCUUGCGAACGACAAGAAGAUGGCCAUCGGUGCCGAGAUCAGCCAACACUUGGAACACGUCCGGGACCUUCGCUUCGAUAAGAUUGGCAGCCUGUACUGCGACUGGGACACGGGAGAUUUCCACGUGGGUCCCCUUGUGGACUUUGAGUACUUCGAAGGUAGGCGUCUCGACUUCCCGGCCCUGCGAGGUCCUUUCGACAGCAUCUCCGAGUACUUCAAAUCCUUGAUGGAGAUCCAGCAGAUGGAGGCCAUCCAAGAGCUCGAAAAUGACCGGAAACAGCUGCAAAAGCAGUUGGGUCUGGAGUCGUGGGAGGCAGUUGUCGCAUAUGCGAAGACGCACCCAGAGAUCAAACUCCCCGUGUCCGUAAGGCAGAUGGUGGAGCGGGCCGAGGCCAUCAAUGACCGCCUGAUGCCCAAGCUCCUGGCCUACUUGCAACGCCUCCCCACCUCGGAGAACGGUGAUGGGAAGGCAGAAGACCAGCUCGGCCCGGUAGAUGGUUGGCACACGGAGCUGAUGCACCCCGAUUUGCACAUGGGGAACGUGCUGGUAGCGGGCAGGCAGCGCCUGCAAAGCAUUGUCGACUGGGACUGGACGACUCUUAUGCCCCCUCCACUCGUCGUCUGGGUGCCCUACCUGGACAGUUACUUCCAAGGCCACAAGCGGAGCAAGCGAGUGCCCAACGCCACGGCUCUGCAACUCCGUGAGAUUUUGUCUCCCCAGGGGCUUGAGUGGACUCAAACCGACAUUCAUAAAUCCAUCAUUGUGUCCGAGACUUUCAGCCCACCGGAAAGAUACACAACGCCCAAGGCCCUGGCUUUACGGGCCGUCGGGGAGGUGGUCAAGAACGCGUCUCGCCUGAAUGAUGAGCAAGCGGCCUGGUUGAGCAACGCCAUCAAAUUCCUAGACGAGGAAGAGCAAGUCAACAUCAAGGAGACCAUCGUGCAAAAUAUGGUGGCCAAGUAG
Molecule: messenger RNA, 2922 nt
Organism: Sodiomyces alkalinus F11
Lineage: Eukaryota; Fungi; Ascomycota; Sordariomycetes; Glomerellales; Plectosphaerellaceae
Exons: 16
Coding region: 1-2922 (973 amino acids)
Cellular component (GO): mitochondrion
Source: RefSeq, a predicted model, not a curated record